Messenger RNA from Pocillopora meandrina, 12302 nucleotides. The record is from the annotation of a GenBank genome assembly. Lineage: Eukaryota; Metazoa; Cnidaria; Anthozoa; Scleractinia; Pocilloporidae.
GGAAAGUGGGAGAGAGGCAUCAGCUCUAAAAAUCGCUUUUCAUGCCCCUGCGGAUGUUUAUAAUACUGAUUAUUGGUAAAUUUUGAAGUGUGUGUUUCUUAGUCCAUUGUCUUCACUUAGGAUACGGACAAAUCGGUGUUCAAUCGAUUCUCGUUAUUCACAAGACCACUCGAAAUAGCUGUGCAUGUGUCCGAUACGUCUGCCAUGUGCCAAAAUUGAGCUGUUUUAAUCGUUUGAUACCAGCCCAGCUGCCUCAUGAAUCGUAAAAAAACCAUCGAUUACACCGUCACUCGAAGGCCCAGAGAGCGCGACUCAUCCAAGUUUCGCCAAGACAGUUCCAGUAGAGAAGCGAGAGGUCGUGAUGAUGGCGAUAGCCGUUGUAAGACUCCAUUUUGGUCGAACAACGACAAAAAUUUGGUUAGUAAACAAAUUCGUAUUGAGUAAAUUACUCUUUUAACUUUUGAAAUAAAUCACUGAGACAUCUUUUUAUGAAGGGAUUUUUAAGUAUUAAAUGAUGAUUGGUAUGUGGUAAAUUUUAGACUGGUCAUAACAUUGUUAUCACAGGAAACGAUUUGUUUUGACUUCACGAACCUCCACAACACAACCUUCUCUGCUGCGUAUUUAGCAGCUUUAUACUCCUAAGUUUUACCCUGACAUCCAUAUCAAUACCUUUUAUACAUCUAUGGCCACUUAAUGGAAGGUGAUCUUAAAUAGAAUCUGUUUCCCCUGAAAUUGUAGCCUUCUUCUAUCGUUGGCUCAGUCAGUGAAGUCUGAACACUACUGCAUGAAGUUGAUUACUCGAAGUCUGAACAUUCUCCCACAUGUAUUCUUCAUGAAAAUGUAGACAUCAUAACUCAACAUUUAUUCCUUCAUGUCAAAAAAUAUCCAAUCUAAUUUUUUCUGAAGUUCACCCCAAGCUUGCUUGGAACCAAAGUCAUGAAAAACAUAUCAACUUUCUCGGAGGGUGUUUAACCUUCUCUACAUCCUUCAGCCUUAAUUUAGCUUGUCAGAUCUCAAGCUAUUCUCCAAAAAUAACUAUAAUACUCUCCUUCCUAGCUAGUUCUGAAAAUUUGAUGUUUCAGCUAAACUGCCACCCUACUAUUUAUAUAAGUAUCCUCUAAAGUGUAAGCAAGACAGAGGUAUUUGGGGAAAUCAUGGGGUAAUUAUUGAUCUGUAAUGCAGUCUCCAUCCAAGCAUAUUUCUUUGGUUUUUUUUUCUGUAUUGAAGGAAACUGAAACAGAGCUUACCUUUAAAAAAACACAACCAAGAAUGUAACAACUUUGCAACCAAAAGCAUUGUGGGAUUGAGUCUUCCACAGUGAAAGAUGUGUACAGCUUUUCCUUCCAGAAAAAUUCUUCUGCAACUGUAGUUUAGUUUAAAUCCCAACAUCUGAUUUUCCAAAUUAAAUAAUAGUGUAUAAAACCCAAUUAUUGUAUGGUCAUAUUUCAAACUUAGAUUGAUUACACUAGUAGGAAAAUGAAAGCUAUUAGAUUUGUGAUGCGCGAAAAUCUUUUGUGUUCUCCUUUUCAAGUGGUAACCAGUAAAAUUUGCUGCCUGUAGCACUUCUUAUUACUACCUGAAAUAAAUUAGAAUUCUUGAAAAUUCAACAGGUACAAGGAUUGCUCUACUGGUUUGAUAAUUUUUUUUACCUGUUGUGCUUAAAAUAGGGGAGAACACUGGACUUUUGUAUAGUUCAGAAACUGAACAAUAGUGAGUUAGUUGGCCAAGGCCUCUUCAAUGUCAGCUAUAUCAAUGAAAUUCACUUUCUUUGUGAUUUUGUUUCUCUGUUUUUAUUUUGUUUGCAUCAAAAAAAGAAAAAGAAAUACCAAGUUUCCCUAAUAAUCCCUCUCAAUAUUUUGAGAAAUUAUAGAAAAAAGCUUGAAGGUAUAUAUCAUCUGGUACUCUGCUAAAUUUGUUGUCAGUUGUCCCAAGUUCAACUCCUUGACUGUACUUUGUAUGUGGCCAACUGGUCUGUCUCCUCCCAGUUGGGGUUUUUAAUCAUUGUGUUUCUUGGCAAAGUUUCAGUUUGUUGAUAUUGGCCCUGAAAAUUCCUGUGGGGAAGUGGCUGACCGAGUAAACAUAAAUUCAUACAAUCACACUUAUAUUCAGUAUAUACAUACAUGCACAAGUCAAGUUAUCAAGUCAACUUACCCUUUUAUGUUUGGGUGUCAAAAUGACAAAGGAAAAUGUAAUGUCUGCUGUACAUAGUGGAAGCUUAAAAUGUUAUAAAUAAAGUGACAGUAGAGACAGAUUUUCCAUGCUUAUUUGAGGGGGGAGGUGCUUGUUUGACACUAUGACCAAGGGGGGUGGAUUGGUUUUGGGGAAAGAAUGCUUAUUGGAGGGUAGGGGCUUAUUAAUGUAAAUACAUUAUGUAAUAUUUCAAAUCUUUGGUUUAAAAAAAGAAUAACUCAAAAUGUUUUUGAAGAUAAUGAAAAAUUCUGAGAAAAUUCUGUCACCUUUAGGUAUCAGACCAAUGACCCUCUUACUUGCCAAUGGGUAAAUAUUUAAAAUGUGGCUCCCCACAAAUAACUAAAUUCAUUUUGAAUUACGUAUGAACAAUACCUCUGUGCAGUUUAGAGCUAAGUAUUGUUCUGACAGCAAUAAGCCAGUACAUGUACAAAGAAAUUGACUCAUCUUUCUCAUGCAUUCUAAGAACGUCAUAUGCAUGAUACAUCAUGGCAUAAAUUUUGAUAUUGCGAAGAAGAAAGGCUGUCAAAGUGUUAAAACAAUGAAUAUGAGCUAUUUCAGAAGAGCGUUUUUUUUUUUUUCGGCAAAACAUGAAAGAAGAUGUGGUUAUAGAUAUAUAUAUAUAUAUAAAUAUAUAUAUUCAGCAAAUCAUGAAAAAGAUGUAUAUAUAUAUAUAUAUAUAUAUAUAUAUAUAUAUAUAUAUAUAUAUAUAUAUAUAUAUAUAUUGAUGCUCAUGGUGUUCAAGGAACCAAAUGUGACAGCCAAGUAAACAAGAAAUCCAGUUCCAGGACUCCAACUACACCUGUAGCAAUGAUUUCAUUGGCUGUCAUCUGUGUAACAUACUUUACAAGGUAAUGUAUUAAAGUUGGUUUUUAAAAUUGUUUUAGUAUGGAUCAGACUGACCUUGUUCAUGUUGGUAGGAUAAUAGUUGGAUGAAAAUAGUUACUAAUUAUUAUAUGGCAAAGUAGUCUUUAACCCUUUAACUCCCACAAGUGAUCAUUAUGAAAAUUCUUCCACUAAUAUCCUUAUGUUAUCAAGCAAACAGCUUAUGAGAAUAUUCAAACUUGUCAGGUAGAGGUUGUUGUCUUGAUCUGACACCAAAUUCUCAUAACUAAUUUUCAUGGAUAUUUGUAGCAGCUGAAGGGGAGAAUUACAUGUACUAAUUAAUCAGAUCUUGGGAGUUAUGGGGUCAAGUAAAUUAGAGCAUUCUGAUUGGUUCUAACAAGGGGGGGGGUUAAAGGCUGGCAUAAAGGCUGGCAAAUUGAAAGUAAACAAGUUUGUUUGGGCCAAUAUUCCCCUCUAUGGCCCUCACACUCAGUUAGUAAGUAGUUAUUAAUUUUUCUGAAGCAUUUCAGCAGGUUAGAAUCUUAAAUCCUGAAACAAUAUUGGCUACUUGUGUGCUCAUAAGUGGCCAUUUGCACCACAGCAAAAAAGAAACUCAGUAGAAAAUAUAUAUAUGAGUUAUUUUCUGGUCUAAAAUGGUUUGUAUGGGAAAAAAUUAAGCCUUUGGGGACAGUUUUCUCCUUAACAAAUCUCCUGCCUGAUAAUCAACAUUUUUAAUGAAUUUAGCGAUCCAAUGAAAUCCUGUUGUCCAGGCACAAGGAAGAUACCAACAUGUGCCUACAUUGGUAGCUCUCCAUGUUGAAAAUAUCAUGUACUCUUUUAGCUAUAGGGCUCAUAUGGCCAGUUUAUGUGGUGCUUAUCUAUUAGCUUUAUUUUUUGAUGUUUGUUCUGAUCUGAGCUUGGAAACCUCUUCCAACAUUGUUUUAUAAUUCUAAUAGUUGUGUACAGGAAGUUUGACAUGCAACCUUUCUUGGUGGUGAUCAAGCAGAACUGUCUUUUUGUGAGUGCUGCAUUAAGUUAGGUUCGAAUAUGAGACAUUGAGAGAGUACUGAUAUGCAAGUUAAUCUCCUUUUCUUGACACUAACUAAACAUAUAUAUUGUAUGUUUCAGUUACUCCAGCAAAAGGUCAGACUUAAUUGUCUGCUCUAAAUCAAUGGCUAUACCAAUGAACCUUUUGGGGUUUUUGGUCAAAAUGUGUUUCUCUCUCACUGAGUUUGCACCAAAGUUUCCAGAGAUACCUCUGGAGUCGCAUCCUAACUGGGCAAUUGGCAGUAUAUUAUCUUUAACUUAAGCAUCUAAUAUCAAGAGGUGUAUCAUGCAAGGUAGAUAUAGUAUUCAAAUACUUUGCCGCAUUCUUUCCUCCUUGUCUUCAAGCUCAUGUUGUUUUUUUAAAUGCAAUUCAUAAUAUAUAUAAAAAUGAAGGGAAAGAUCGGGAAAAAAGAUAAAUUACACUCAAUUGAAAGUAUGUAAAAAAAAAAAAACAAACAACAACAAAACAGCAAUAAUGAGAGGGGAAUGCUUACUGGUUAUAGUAUUACAUAUAGAUUACCUUUCAAGUGAUUUUCAAGGUGAUUUCUUCUGCCUUUCCCUUGAGUGAAAAACAUAGAUUACUUCUCAUGGGUACACUUUGGCAACAUGUACUGUGGCUGUAAGAGUACCUUAAAAGAAGGCCAUCUUCUUCUUCAUAUUCUUGAUGCUUUAUAUUUAGAAUUUUGAUGUUCAGGUGCCCCUUAAGUUACAUCAUUUGUCUUUGUUUAAACAAAACUUUUUGUUGCUUUGUAAAAUUUAUGUUUGGUAUGGAGAUUGCCUUACAAAGGCUUAAAAGGUGAUACCUGCAAUAAAGUUCUGGUUUGAUACUGAACAGAAAAAUAACUUAAAAGAUAUUUCAAAAAGAAUUUCAAUCUUGACCCAAGGUGUGGUUUGCAUAUGCAGCCAGAUCUUGCGAAUUGACCAAAGAAAACAAGAAAAAAGUGAUGAAGCUUGACUGCAUGGUUUCUUCAUUCCACUGAUAUCCUUUACACAUUUAUACAAUUUAAUCUCCAGUUCAGCACAAAACUGAAAUCUAAAAUACUUUUGAAAUCUACUUAUUUUUUCAGGGAAGUCAAGCUAACUUCAGUACUUUGCAGAUGUUAGACAAGUUGAAGGACACAGAAACAGGGAGCCUUUAUGACAGAAAAAGGAAUCCUUUGCUGAGUAACCUACAGAAGGAGAUUUCAAGAGAUGUCCUGUCUCAGCAUGACAGAGACAAAUUUGGAACAUUUGGGAAAGUAAUUGGAAGUGGCUUCUCAAGAGGUCAAAGCAGAGGACCAAUUAUUGAUGUAUUUUCAGAAGAUUCGCACAGUUUAUACAGUGAUUCAAACUCUAAACGAACAGAUUCUAGCAACAGUAAAGACUGGCAACACAGAAGAACAGACAAAAAUGACUCACAAAGGAAAAGAAGCCACAGUCCUGAUGAUGAGUUGUUGUCUUCGAAUUGGAGAAUUCGAGAAGACACAACAACUAAACGCAGUCAUAGUAAAAGCUUAAACCCAAGCAGUCAAUGCAUGGAUGACGAUGUUGAUCUAAGAAGUGUGCUAAAACAGUUCCAAAAGAGUAGAUGGGAGGACAACAGUGAAGAUGUUUUUGAUUCAGGUUUCAGUGCAGAUUACAGAGAUGAUGACCAUCAAGGGAAAAAAGGUCCCUAUGAUGACAGAGUGGAAGGAAGUGACUGUAGAGAACCCAGGGACUCUUUAAGAACCAGGUAGCAGUGUAGUAUAAGGGUUAGAUGAGGAAGAUAUGAUAAUGGGUAAAGGUUUGGAACAGAUCAGAUCAGCUAUUUAACAACAUUGGGGUUUAAGGAACACACAUGUAUAAAUGAAAUUUGGAAUUUUUCUAUGAACAAUAACCAUUAUCUUGAGUAUCAAAACUGCUAGAUGAAAAGUAUCUUCCUGUUUUCUUUUUCUGUUUUCUCAAGUGGCUUGUGUAGCUCACCUCAAAUUAAAUUUUUGCCCUAAAAGUUGUUAUAAUUUUCCUCUUUAAACCAUCUCUCGUACCUUUUUUGUCCCAUAUCUCUUAAUAAAUUUGAUUUUGUUUUCUCUCGGGGCCCCAGUGAUGACAGAGACCACAGGGAAUCAAGAUAUGGCAGGACCAAACAUGGAAGUCUGAAUGAUAGAAAUGCAGUAUGGUUGGACACUUACAAAGAGUCAUCAGCACUUGAGUUAUCAAGUUUGAGCACUGAUGCUUUGAGAGACCUUCCAAUAUCAGAGCUUGCUCGAAAGGUAACUCAGAAGUACAAAACUGGCUUUGAGCUGGGAAGGCCAUUCUUUGGAUUGCAAUCAGAAGGCCAAGAUAAGAAGAGAGGUACAAGUAAUUAUCAUCCCAUUGAACAUUGGGAAACUUUUUUGAUAAGUGGUGAGGUUUUAUGCUGGAUAAAUUAUAGAAGUGAGCAAUACAUGUACUAUUGGGAAAUUUCCAGUGAUACUUGUCCUUAUAUAUAAUUUACUGCUUUUCUGGACCUAUCAUGCUAUUUGCAUGCUAAUUUUUAACAAGUAGUGCCUCUUUUUUGCAGCAAUACAGUCUGUUUAUCUUGAUUUAUUGACCUUUUUCAAAACAAGGAAUUAAGCAUGAAAGUAGCUGAAGAUCAAAUGCAGCAUGCUUAAUAGUAUCUAUUUCAUGUUAUUAGGUUGGGAAAAUCCAAACUUUGAUGUUUCAAAGGCACCUGAAAGGUGGAAACCAUCCUUGGAUGCUCUAAAUGACCAUGGAUCAGAAUCAUAUGGUAGGACUAUGGACAGCCAAAGCAUUACGCAGACACAGAGGAACUACUCAGGAAAGCAUUCCAACAGCAGCAACCUAUCAAAAUCUAAAGCUGGUGAAGAAUAUAUGUCAAAGAACAUUUUUGAGUAUGAAGACCACAAGGCAGACAGCAGUAGACAAAAAGGCAAUUCAAAAAUGGUAGCUCAGUCUUUUAAAAGUAGCACUUCAACAUCACACACAGUUUUCAGCCAAAAGACUUUGAAAGGUUCGGCCUCAUCCAUGCUGAAUUCAAGGCAAAAACCUCUGUUUCCAUCUGGAUUUUUGCCAAGGCAGUUGCAAACACCAGUUGGUAAAAAUGUUAAGAAUGUGGAAGUUGGCAAAGGUAAAGGACUGGAUGACCCAUCUUCAUUUCUACACAAAAGUGGUUACUAUCCAAGGAACACAACAGAAAUAUCAAGGUCACGCAGCAGAAGUUCUGAGGGAGACGAUUUUACCAAAGACCUUGGGAGUAGCAUAAGUGGCUCAAAAAGAGAGGUCAGACCUCCUUCCAAGGGGAAAUUUACAAACCAAAAUUGGUUAAGUUUUGACAGUAAUGUAAAACAAUCCACUGGAAAAGGUACUUCAAAAGGCACUAAGCAGCAGAGUGCAGAACAGGGUAGCAUGCAUUCAAACAGCAACAGUGGUAGAGGAGGCUUUAAACCUAGUGGUAGAGGAAAUUUGCAAACCAAGAAGGGUGGAAGAGGUACUUCAUUCAGUCCUCGAGGCAGAGGAAGGGGUGCAAAGGGUAAUAUAGUUAAUAGUAAUAAAGGAAGAGGCACUAUGAGUUUAAGAGGAAGAGGAUCGGCAGUGCGUGGAAGAGGCAGAGGAGUCAGUCAGCUGCCGGUAGGUGCUACGGUCAGAAACAUAUUCCGAAGAAGUAGAUCUGUCUCCCCUGUGGGAAGCAAAUUUCGAAGAUCUUCCAGGUCUCCAAACAGUCCAAAACAAGACAAAAAAAGGAGGAAUGAAAGAAGUAAAGAAAAAAGAAGUAGAAGCCGAAGCAGCAGUUUUUGCAGCACCUCUAGCAGUCACAGUUGCAGUACAAGUUCCAGUUGGUGCAGUGUUAGUCUUGACAGUCUGUCAGGGAAAGGUGACGGAGACAGGAAAAGACGUCAUAAACAUAAGAUGCACAGUUAUGAGAAGAAAGAAAAGAGUACAGUUAAAUCAGUGGAGAAGUUAAAAAAUGAUAUAAAAACUAUGGAAAAGCAGCUUGAACAAAAAUAUUCCAGGUCUUUUGGUGAGAAGAAAACAGAAGGUCCUGAUUGUAAAUUUGAUGUAAAGACUGUAAAGGGAAAGCCAAAAGUAAACAUCAAAGAUGAGGACAAAUGGUUUGAGCAAAAAACAAUCAAAACUGCUCUUGAAAAGGGAAAGGAAGACUCUAAGGGUACAUUUGACUUUAAAACUCUGAGGGAAGGGUCACAGUUAAACAAUAAAGAGGAGAAGAAAGAUAUAAAAACUAGAGAGAGACACAGUGGGAAGAAUGUGCCUGUUGUUAAAGAAGAAAAGGGGAUCAAAGAACAACAAGGUAAAGAUUUCAAAGAUGUCAAGAGGGAAGGAAAGAAAAAGACAGACAAUGUGAGAGAGGUAAUUUUCAAACGAGACAAGGAGAAAGAGUCACCAAAAUUACAAAUAAAAAUGGAGAGUCUCCAGUUCGUGAGGUGAAGAUUGUAAAUGAAGUGAAGAACAGAAAGGAUAAAGUUCCUGAUGAGAAAUUAGGUUCAAAGAUAGAGCUCAAUACUCUUAAGAUAACAAUUGAUCAAGUUAAAAAGAGGCCUGAUUCCAAGAAAGACAUAGGUGAGGAAAAACUUUUGGAUGAAGGAAAAAGGUCCUCCAAGUCACCACCUGGAAAACAGAAGAAAAAAGAAAAAGAGAAAGUAAAGGCAAAGAAGGCAAAGAAGAAAGCCAAGAAAAGAAAGCACAACAGGGAUAGUGAAGAAUCAGGUGAUGAAUCAGUAUGUAGUGGUACUUCUGGCCAAGAUGAUUCUUCUUCUUGCAUAUCACAGAAAGGUCACUCUGAUGAACGGAUUGUAGAGGUUUCCUCAUCAGUAGGUUUUGAUACCAAUGCAAUUGCAGUGCACUAUGCUAAAAGAGAAAAAGCAAAGUAUGGUAAAGGAAAAGUCAGGACCAAUCUAAUUUCUGUUCCUGUGUCAGAAGGAGCAGAUAUUGCACAAGAGAGGAAGAUCCUUCCAAAAGAAGGAUCACAAUGGCUAAAUGAGCAACAGCAUGGUUAUACAUUGACUAAUGAAGGACAACAUAGCAUCAGUAGUGAUGUCCCUUGUACUGAAAUUUUGUUUCCUAAUGAAGGUACAUUUUAUGAAGGAUACACUGAAAGUGCUGUUGGUGAUCAAGACUAUACCACUAUGUAUCAGGAAAGUGAGAAUCCCAGCCAGGUAUGGCCAUCAGAGCAUGCAGAGGGUGAUGACCCUAACAACUACUAUUAUGAAGAAGGAGCAGAGGGUGAAGGUUAUGAGCAAGAGUACUAUUCCUACGUUGAAGAGGGCGACUGUCAGACUGGUGAUCUAGGAGACAAUCAGGAGUGGUUUGAAGGUGAAUAUCCACAGGAAGGUACAGAAGGGGAAGUUUAUGGUGGAUAUGAAGGGGAAUAUUACCUUGGGGAGGAUGGACUCUAUUACCCUGUUGAAGGUGAGGAGUACCAGGAGUACCAGGAAUACCAGGGAGAGUAUGCAGAGGGUGGAACAGUUGGGCAUGGUUUUGAUCCAGAGCAGGGUGGUACCUACACUGAAGGUGACUACCAGUAUGCUGAAGAAAGUGGUGUGUGGCAGCAUUAUGAGGAAGGGGCAGUUUACCAUGAUGAGGAAGCUUGGAAUCAGGGUGAAAUAGAGGGACAUUGGCAAGAGGAGUACCAGGAAGGUUAUCAUGGAACUGAGUGUGAAUGGGGCACCGAGUACUCUCAAGAAUUUGAUGCUGGUGCACAAGGGUAUAUUGUUGAGGGGGCUGAGGUUUUGCCUGAAGAGGGCUGUAGUACAGGUGAAGGAUAUGAUCACCAGUUGGCAACAGAGCAACAGUACAUGGAGGAAGGUCCUGUCCAUAAGGAAGGCUACCAUGUUGAAGAUGGCUUGGAAUCUCAGCAACAAGGGAAGCUAGUAACAUCUGCACAUCAUGAAGAGCCUCCAACAUUAAAAGAAGACAUGGCUACUGCUCCAGCUGUGAAGGAUGUUCAACAAAGCAAACCACUUAAGUCUAUCCUCAAAAAGAGCAAGCAACUUACAAACGAUGGAAAAGGGACAAAACUAGUCAGUGAACGCCUUUCUCAAAUGAAAAGACAGUCAGCACACACAACAGUUGUACUUCAAAAAAGUAGUGCAUCUUCUUCAUCUGUCCAAUCUACCCAAUCAGUUGAUAAACAAGAGGAGAGUCCAGACCAAAUAGCUACAGCAAGUGCUCAGUCUGAGGCACAACGCUAUCGUGAAAUGGAAGAGGCCAUUUUGUCUUCACAACCUAAAGAUGCAGUUGGUACAGAAUAUGUGAUACGAGUCCAUGGAAGUGGGACAGCAAAUUUCUACUGUAAACUUUGCCAGUGUCACUUUAAUACACUGACAGCUAAAAACUUACAUAUAAAAGGAAUGAAACAUAUAGAGCUCUAUAUCCGCUUAAAGUCUUCACUAUUACAAUCUGUCAUAAAGGACACCAAGGUGAAAGCUGCUAAAAGACCUCCAGAUGAUGAUCCAUCAACAACACAAAAAAUUCCACGGCGAUUUUAACAUGGUAUAGUAAGCACUUUUUAAUUUUUUCUCCUCUGUUAUUCUUGCUCCUUUUUUGAGUUAAUUUGUUGUUUGGGGCAAGUUUUUGUAAUUUUAUAACUUUGGAUAAAUUACCAGGUUCUUUUACACAAAAUUGACUUAUCUAACUACAGAAAAAUAGUGGUUUCCACAUAAAUUAUGCUUAAUUUUUGGUUGCUUUGGUCCAAAGCAUUGAUUAGUUUGGUUGAGUAAAGUUGGAUUCCUUUUUUGUCUCCCACAGUGUGAAUGACUAAUUUUGUUAAAAUGGGACUGUACUGAGGCUCUAGUGUUUUGCAUUGUUUAAAACCAAUCACCAUGCUUACAUCUGUUUUUGUUUAUGUGUUGUAGACUUUUUGUAAUACAGAUGGCAACAAGACACUACAUGAGGCCAGAGAUGCAACUGGAAAAUAUUUUCAUUUGUGUUUCUUGCCAGGAAAGAAAAACAGACAUUACUAAUGGUGCAUAUUUAACUACAUCUAGUGUGAGUCGUGAAAAAUGGAUAUGAAUUCUUAAGAAAAUUAUAGAGACUUGUAGAUUGUAGUGUUAGCUGGUGUUCCUAAAUUAAAUAUAACUUUUGUAAGGAAAUGGAGAUUGAUGCUUGUCAGAUGAAUAUUGUUUUCUCAGGCCCUUUUCUAUUCAUAUUUUUACAUAAAUGUAUUUAUUUUAAAAAACACUUUGAAGCAUUUCAGGAAAGGAGGUUAUCCCCCUUGGUUUUCACCACUAACAGGUUGAUAAAAAGUGUCUCUUUUCACUUUUUUAUAAUAUGGAAAACUUAAUAUAUUUCAAUCUAUCAAAGAGUCUCAUAUAUGGAAGAAAAUGUCCAAGUGGAAUUUAAAGCCACAGGCAGGGAUUAUUUAUUCUUAAGACUUACCAUCAGUGUUUAACUUGUUAUUAAUUAAGGUCAUCCAGAGCUUUCAACAUAAUGGUUGUUUAUUUGCGGUCAUUGAAAAAGAGAUAGACCUAUUGUAGAUUUGUUGGUCAUUCUUAGAAAAUAAUCAUCCCACAUUGAUUCAGCAUCAAGAAUUGUGUGAAGUAGGUUUCAAAUGAUUUUCUCUAUGAGAAUAUUUGUACUGUCAAGAACACCUCAUUCUGUAGAAAGGCAUGUGAGGUACUAGCACUUGAUUAUUUCCAGUGAUAAUAGUUUUGUUUGUCUGAAGAUUCCCAGUAUUUGGUGAAUAAAAAGGUGAUUUAAAAGGUUAAAUUUUUGGAUAAGCUGGCUGACAUCUUGGAGUGCAAAAAAAAACUUAAUUAGAUUGCUGGACAUAAAUUGGCCUUCUGUUGUUUUUAUAGGAGUGUGGUUGUAUUCAGUAGACAAGAUCACAACCAACAAAUGUACUCUGAAUUUCUCCAUUCUGGGUAAUUAUUCUCUCAAGUGUUGUGUAAUCUGAAAAGUGUAAUUUUAAACUGGGGUUGCUUUGCACCAAACCGACUACAAGGUUUUGACUCAUUAUUGUACUUAUCAGACUGUUUUUGGGGAUGGAGGAAAAUUCUGGGUGUGUAUCCAACCUGCCUAUUAUAAAUAGUAACCCAUAUGUACUGCUUUUACACCUGUCCUUAACACUCUCAACCAAAGGUAGUUUUGUCUAGCACUUUUUCUUAGAAGUAUCCUGGAAAGCUUAAGUUAAACAUUUUAUACGACAAACAAAGAUAAAAUUAAGUUCACCUCUUCUUUGUUGCCUAGUCAUUACUAUGAUUACAGUAUGGCUCUAAAACUUAGUAUACUUGUUGAAUAGUCAUGAAUAACAGAUUUUAUGUUUUGCCUCC